Molecule: messenger RNA, 3032 nt
Organism: Psammomys obesus (fat sand rat)
Lineage: Eukaryota; Metazoa; Chordata; Mammalia; Rodentia; Muridae
Gene: Cmpk2
Product: cytidine/uridine monophosphate kinase 2
Exons: 5
Coding region: 160-1503 (447 amino acids)
Biological process (GO): dUDP biosynthetic process; dTDP biosynthetic process; dTTP biosynthetic process
Cellular component (GO): cytoplasm; mitochondrion
Molecular function (GO): dTMP kinase activity
Source: RefSeq, a predicted model, not a curated record
UGCUGUGGUAGGUGGAGAAACCCAGGCCUGGGAGUAGCGCGGCCACACCCGAGGUCCGACCAGCAGCUGCCUUCACUUUCGUUUCCCACCGUUCCUGGAUCCUUGGUCAACCGCGGUUUCGUUUCCGAGGCGUGGCCGAGGGUGCGGCCCGGGACACUCAUGGCCCUAGUGAGCCGUCCUCGAGCCCCACUGUGGCUCGGGCGACUGUCGCGGCGACUGUGCGCGCAACUCCGGGCCUGCGCUGGGACCAUGGCUCGGCCGCGCCGCUUCACCGUGGAGCUGCCCGACUGCUCCCUGACUCACUUCAUCCUGGGGGACCCGGCGGACCACCCGGACGCACGCCUGACGGCGCUGCUCGGGCCCCCGGGGCGCAGCUACGCGCUGUGUGUGCCCCUGGUUCCGGGCAGAGGCUGCGGACCCCGGGUGCAGGCGGCCCGGAUGCACCAGCGCCUGCUGCUGCAGCUGCGCCAGGGCCCUCUGCAACGGUGCCAGCUGAGCAAGCUACUGGGCUACGGUCCGAGCGACAAGGCCGGUGCAAUCCAGCAUGGCUUCCUGCUGCGCGAUCCUAGCGACCACCCGGACACCCGGCGCGCCUUGCUGCAGCUUAUGGGCUCGUGCCAGGAGGCGGUGCAACCGCAGUUGGCCGAGUUCCAGGCCGACUCUCAGGGUUUGUUGUGGCAGCGUCUGUGGGAGCUGAGAGGAGACGGGGAGGUGCAGGUGGACUGCGCAUGCGUCCUGCAGGCACCGGAGCCUCACCUGCACCCGUUGCUACCAGAUCUGCUCAACUCUGUGGUGUUCCAAGACCGGGAUGCUGCAAGGGCGGUAUUGGAGGAGUGCACAUCCUUUAUUCCCGAAGCCCGGGCAGUGCUUGCCCUGGUUGACGAAUGCCCAAAGGAGAUCCAGAAAGGCAAGUUCCAGGUCAUUGCCAUUGAAGGACUGGAUGCCACUGGAAAAACUACAGUGACACAGUCAGUGUCAGAGUCUCUCAAUGCUGUUCUCCUACAAUCGCCACCACCCUGCAUCAGCCAGUGGAGGAAAAUCUUUGAUGAUGAACCUACUAUCAUUCGAAGAGCAUUUUACUCUUUGGGCAAUUAUCUCGUGGCUUCUGAAAUAGCUAAAGAAUCAGCCAAGUCUCCUGUUAUUGUAGACAGAUACUGGCAUAGCACAGCUGCCUAUGCCAUAGCCACUGAGGUGAGCGGAGGCCUGUCCUUCCUACCCCCUGCCCACCAUCCUGUGUACCAGUGGCCAGGAGACCUGCUGAAGCCUGACCUGGUCCUGUUGCUCACUGUGAAUCCUGAGGAGAGAGCGAGGAGACUGCAGGGCCGGGGCCUGGAGAAGACUAAGGAAGAGGCAGAACUUGAGGCCAAUAAUGUGUUUCGUCAGAAGGUAGAAAUGACGUACCAGCGGAUGGAGAACCCACGCUGCCACCUGGUCGAUGCCAGUGCCUCAAGAGAGAGAGUCCUGCAGACAGUUUUACAGCUGAUCCAGAGAGCUGGUCAUUAACUGUAGUUCCUCUGCCCAGGUUCCAUGUUACACCAGAAGAGAAACUGUGUGAUGCCCCUAAACCCAGCACUUGCCAGGUGGCUUCUUAUAUUCAGGUGGCAUGAGCGUAUUUAGGAGGGAAAACUGGAGACUGAACAUGUUUGCUUUACUUCUGACUGAUUGAGCCAGCCACAGCUGCCGAUUCAUUUCUGCCUGGUCAUGUAUCAUCUCUUUGGGAUCUAUUUUAACACCAGGAGCUUCUGAUCCAGUGGUGAGCUGCUGGAGGUCUUCUUGUACCUGGAAUCUGAGGAUGUCAGCUGUGGUCCACACUGGUCAAUUGUGAUGAGCUAGGCUCAUUUUCUUUUACCCCAAAUCCUAUAGCUAAGCAUUGUCACAGGUCCUGGCUGUCCAAGGACAUUUCCUUGGAGCCAUUUAUGGCUGGGAACACUUGCAAUGAAGCAGCUGAUCUUCUUUCCGAGGCACAAGGAACACCAUGGACAGUGCCUGGAGUGAGCGCCGCAGAACUGAAUGGAUGUUGUGCCCCUAAACUGGAAGCACUCCAACCCCCUCUUGUUCUCCUUUGCUCGUCUGUAUUCCAUUUCUCGCCUCUGAAAUCUGGUUCUGAGUGUAAUGAGCAGUCUGCACUGAGCAGGAAGUGUUUCAUUUACCCAACGCACCAAUUUGUUUAUAUUGCUGUUUACAUCAUGCAUUUCCUCAGUGUAGGAGCUGUGAGUCACUAACCAAAACUGAGGCCAAGGAGCUAAAUGCAGCAUUUGCUGUGUGUUUUCAUUACACAAUUUAAUUUAUCUUAAUAAGCACCGUGGAUUCCAGAACGAGAUUUCAUAAUAAAUCAUCUUGCACUUUGAAUGUCUCCUGAUUGCAUGUGGAGUCAGCUUUGAGGGCUCUUUGGAUAGAGAGUAGAGUUGUGGAAGAAAAGGCUGGUGGCUCUGUAGACUUGGCUGAGUCAUUAAACAUUCGUAAUGUCAACAGUUUGAUCUGAAAGGGGGCCAUUGGUGGGCUUUGUAGUAUAACUCUCUAACAAUAUUUACUUGGCAGUUUGAGAAAAGAAAAUUGAAAGUUCAGGGCCUUCCUAGGCUAUGGUAUAAAUUUGGAGCUAGCCUGGGAAGUAUAGUGAGACUCUGUCUCAAGAUGAAAACUAGAAAGAAGACUGAGGUAAAACUCCAUAGUAAAACACUGUACUGAAUAUUCUAUUCCUGGGUUCCAUUCCCAGUAGCAUAAAAAUAAAAAUGUAAACAGAAAACCAAACACAAUUAAGCAAUAUAGGAGUUAAGUACUCUAUGGUCAUAAGGAGGUGGCCGGGCCAGAUUAUUAUUGUUUAACAUUCUAGUUCCAAUGUGGAUGGCUUCUCUACAUAAUUUUGAUCCCAUGUCUCAUUUCUUAAGAAUGCAUCUCCAUGUAAAUACAUUAAAUUACACUAAAGCCUUACCAGAUUUUCCCUAACCUUAAAUUAUAAUAAGAUAUAAUAUUAAUGUCCAAAUAUUUUUUUUUUACUUUUGGAACUAUGUAUAACUUAUAAAUAAAUGUGUCUA